CUGGGCCGGAUCUACCCCACCCAUGAUUGCAUGAAAUAUUGACGCAUUUCAGUGUCACCAAAACAUAAAAACUGAUUCUUCGUUAAGAACUUCUAUUAUCUUUGCUCCUUCUAUAAAUACAGUAACCAUUACCAUUGUUCUGNAUACUCUGUUCUCUCUUUUCUCUGCGUAACCAUGGCACUCACACGUGCCAUCUUGAUGCUAACCAUUUUCUUCACUCUGGUAGCAAUAUCCACGUCUCAAGCUCCCUCUCCUGCACCCACGUCUUUAACUCUCCCCUCGCAAAUGUCCCCAACUACCUCACCAACUCCUACACCUUCUCAAAGCCCAAGCCCAAGCCCAGGACCAAGCUCGGGCCCAUCCGCCACUUCAUCGCCGCCUUCACCUUUUGCUCUCUCACCCACUUCAUCCCCUUCAUCAGCAUCUGCUGAUUCUGUGCCUUCAAGACCCAGCAACGCGUUUCUUCGUGGAACCAGCUUCUUCAUGCUACCUUCACCCUUUUUCGCGGCUGCUGCAAUGCUUCUUCUCUGAGCCAAGACAGACUCAUUCACUCAACUCUGUGUAGGCUUGAAUCAAUAAAUGAGACAUGUUUUUUGUUCUGUUCUUUGUAAGCUACUCUGCUAUUUUAUUCUGAAGAUGAUUCUUGGAUAAUUGGUCGGUAUUUGCUAAUUGCAAUAUCGUACGAGAAUUGUAUGAUUUAUGAUGCCAUUCAAAAUUUACGAUUUUACCUACGAAUGCUAAUUCCUGACUUUUACAA
Molecule: messenger RNA, 757 nt
Organism: Vigna radiata var. radiata (mung bean)
Lineage: Eukaryota; Viridiplantae; Streptophyta; Magnoliopsida; Fabales; Fabaceae
Product: vegetative cell wall protein gp1-like
Exons: 1
Coding region: 175-531 (118 amino acids)
Source: RefSeq, a predicted model, not a curated record